Molecule: messenger RNA, 3290 nt
Organism: Solanum lycopersicum (tomato)
Lineage: Eukaryota; Viridiplantae; Streptophyta; Magnoliopsida; Solanales; Solanaceae
Gene: TRM30/34a
Product: TONNEAU1 recruiting motif 30/34a
Source: RefSeq, a predicted model, not a curated record
AGGUAGCAGAGGAAAGGAAAGAGACAAUUUAAUAAAUUCACGGGCAUUUUCUCUUUGUUAGUAACUGCACAGUGCAGAGAAGCAGUGUCUGUGAUCCAACGCCCCUUCACCUCUUUUUCUUCAACUACCACAUUUAAAUCCUUUUUCCUAAUUCAACUUCAUCCUUGGAAUAAUCUGUUUAUUGAUGUGGGAUCUGACCUAGUAGUAGCAGCAGCAGCUACUAUCAUAAGUGAAGAGGAGCGAGCAGUUAUUGUGUUUGUUCCUUUUUUCUUCAUUUCCACUUCCAUACACAAGUUGAAGUCUUAAUCCAUUUGUCUUGUAGAUUUGAAGCAACAUCCCGUAGCUACUUGGACAUGCCUCCAGACAGCCUGAGAUCAGCCGUGUACAGAUCCUUUAUAACCUGUGAUGAUCCCAAAGGUGUUGUGGAAUGUAGCACAAUCAGAAAAUCACACAUGGAAAAAAAUACGCCUUGUUCAUCACACAAGGAUGAAGGAAGACAAACAGUCAAUCACACAUCUUCCUUCCACCUAAUGGAGGUGUCCAGGGAAGCUCAAAAGCUGAACCAAGUGAUCGACUCAUGGUCUAAGGGUAUGACCAUAGAAAGGCAUUCGAAUGAUAUCGCUAAAGAUUUGUUGAAAGGAGCCCUUGAAUUACAGGAAUCACUUGUGAUGCUAGGAAAGCUGCAACAUAUAGCAAAGUUGAAGAAGAAAUAUAAGCAUGAACUUGAUGGAAUACCCAUCCAAAGAACCAAGUCUGAAAGGAUUUCAGAACACAGGUUAAACAGGUUUGAGUUUCAAAAACCAAGAUUUUCUGUUGAUGGGGAUUGUUUUGAUGAGCUUAGGGAAGUCAUAAGAGAUAACUUUGCUAGACAACCAAAUUCUGCUUUACAGUUUCAAACAAAUAGUGAAAAGGCAUCUGUUGGUACAAGGAUUAAAUCAUCACAUGUCCCAUCCACUAGUUCAAGCCACUCCUCCAUUGUUCAAUCCCAACAAGUUUCCCCGCCACUGGACGGGCCAAAUUUAAUUGCCAGACUGAUGGGUCUUGAAGAGAUUCCUAGCAAGUCCCAACACCAAACUACCCACAAGGUUGUCAAGCAGAUGAGACCUAUAUUUGAAAUAGAUUUGCCAAAAGCAAAGAAGCCAACAUUCAUCAGUCAUAAGGUGGAUCCAAAACGAAAAACAUUUGAUGAAAUAAUUGAAACCAUGUAUUUCAAGGGGCUUUUGAGAAGCAAGUCUACACAUAAGUUUGUUGAUUCUCCACCCAUUGUGAUCAUGAAGCCUUUAUAUGAACAAAAUCCAUCAGACUCUAGAAACAAAUGUGAAGAAAUUUCACCUGAUGAUCACAAGGGAGCAUCCAUAUAUAGGAAAACGCAGGCAGGAAAAGAUCAUAAUAAUAGAUUCAGCAAAGAAAGAGGUGAAGCACCUUCAAAAUCAAAGACUCUUCAAGUUUUGAUUCAGCCUAAUACAAAGAUUAUAGCUUCUUCUCCUGGAAAGCACCGUGGUGAAGCAAAUGCAAAAUCAAAAACAUUGGAUUUCGUGAGUCAAGAAAAACAGCAUAAUAAAAACAUUAGAGCUUCUUCUCCAGGCAAGGAUCUUGGUGAAGCACCUGCAAACUCAAAGACGCUUAAACUUCUUCUUCAAGAAAAAUAUCCUAAUGCAAUGAUCAAAGCUUCUUCUCAUCGCAAGUAUCUUGGUGACGCAACAGUUAAAGUUUUCAUUCAGGAAAAACAGCCUAAUACAAGGACUAGAGCUUCUUCUCCUGAAAAGACUCCGCAAACAAAGAAAGAACCAAUUGGAAAAAGAGAGGACGGGACUCAACGAGUAGCUCCUGCUAUCAGAAACUCUAAAGAAAUGAAAAAUGCCAAAAUAGACGACAGUGCUAAAUUUCAGGACCAAAGCAAGAUGAGCACUCUGAAAGUGAGAAAACCAGAGAGAAAGCCAUUGGCUGCACAAGCAAAAAGUACUAUAUAUGAUCUUAAGCGUAUCACAACCACUGCAUCUCAUAACUCCAUUAAGAGGAAGAAGAAUGUUAAAGCUAACAAGCCCAUCAAGAGUACCCCCAUUGCUACAGUUGCCGAUAUAAAACACAAGGAUGAAAGUAAAGAAAUGGUGCAGGCAGAAGAUAAAGACACAGAUAGAGCCAUAACCAAUGUUACAUCCUCAGAAGAGCUUCAGUUAGAAAAAAGGGCUAAUAUCUUUGAGGAUCUUGUCACCGAUAAUGCUGUCAAUGGUGAAAAUGUCCCUUGUGAAUCCAGCGUUCUAUCAACCUAUUGUCUCGGUGACAUCAAAUUAGUGGAGCAGAUUAACUGUAACAUCAAUCUAGACUUCACUGAGAAUGUAAACUUCAAUUCCGGAGCAACUACAAGGUAUUUACUUUUGAGCAGUGAAUCGUUCCUCUGUCAGUCCAAGGAGCUUUUUGAAACAGAUGUGUGGGAACCAACUGUAUGGCAGACAACUAGCGUAGAUCAUGAAAUUGCUGAUAGCACACUCUUACUUGAUUGUGCAAAUGAGUUAUUAGAAAAUAAAAGGUCCCAAUGUGCACUGGCAGUUAAUCCGUUAUCAAUGAAGGCCAUUAAGAUGAGAAAAUUUUAUGUAUCCUUUGAAAAGUUGGUGAAAGAAAUUUGUGAUGGGAUUGAAGUUCUGCGAAGUUACAACAAGGUAGCUGGCAAGAACCUUUCAGCUGAUGCUCUUUAUCCACUGCUAGAAAGAGAUCUAUGGUGCAAGGGGGUUGCCGGCAGUGCAUGGGAUCUGGCCUGGAGAACUGGAUUAACUAAAAAUGAAGUUGAACAAGUGCUAAAUGACAUAGAGAAGUAUCUUUUAGCUGCAUUUAUUGAUGAUUUGUUGACGGACUUCAUGCUAUAGCACUAGUACGUAUUCAGGUCGGCCAUUUAGGAACUUGACUUAUAUAAUAUGUAAAGUUUGAGAAACUUUAAAGUUGUCUCUGUGUGAUCUAUUGGUCAUGGGUUCGAGCCACGGAAGCAGCCAGUGUAGGUCUACAUCACACCCCUUGGGUUGCGGCCAUCCCUGGACCCUGCUAAGGCAGAAUGCUUUGUGCACUGAACUGCCCUGCCCUGCCCCGUCCCGUCCUGCCCCACUUAUAUAAUUUGUAAAUAAUAAUCCAAUAGAGGAGUUGAAAAAGGGUUUUAAGAAGCUGAGGAGUUGAAGGUACUAGAUUAAAUUACGUUUCAAUGCUGAGUUGAUAUUAUAUUUGUACAUUUCUUGCUGAUAUAGUUAUGUAAAUGUAGUGAAUCUAGAUAUGAUUUGUUCUAUUGCAAUUUUGAAACUUGAUCA